CUACACUACACGAACAUAGAUUACAGAAGUACGAGUAGUAGAAGAAGUAAGCAGUAGUAAUGGCGAUGAGGAAAUUGCUUCUGUUAUUGAAACCGUUCGACAUUUACCCAGUUUGGCAAACAGAAGGACUUUCUCGCCUCACUAAUCCUCAGGAAUUGCAGGUGUUGCGAUACUUGGAAAACAGGCUUAAAGUGCACAAGGAUGCCAUAAACUUUUGUCAGGAUGUUUUACGGAAUAAGCCUGUUGAGUGGAAACCUAUAUUUCGUAACGAACUAUCAUACCCCAUCCGCAAUGUCGAUUUGGUUAUUACUGUUGGAGGUGAUGGCACACUUUUACAGUCCAGCCAUUUCAUUGACGAUUCUAUUCCAGUUCUAGGAGUAAAUUCUGACCCCACACAAGUUGAAGAGGUGGAAGAGUGCAGCAAUGAGUUUGAUGCUACUAGAAGCACAGGCUACCUUUGCGCGGCAACCACCAACAAUUUUGAACAAGUUCUUGAUAGCAUCAUCGAUGGUCGAAGAGCUCCUUCUCAGUUAUCAAGGAUGUUGAUAAGUGUAAACUCGCAGCAGCUAUCUUCGUAUGCCCUUAAUGACAUAUUAAUUGCCCAUCCAUGCCCUGCAUCAGUUUCUCGGUUCUCCUUCAAAGUUAAAGGGAAUGACCAAUCAUUUUCCCCCAUGGUGCACUGUCGAUCAAGCGGCCUUAGAGUUUCAACAGCUGCUGGAUCAACGGCUGCAAUGCUCUCGGCAGGUGGAUUUCCUAUGCGUAUUUUAUCAAACGAUCUGCAAUAUAGGGUGAGAGAACCCAUUUCCGCCGGGGAAAUCUCGAGUUCAAUGCAUGGAUUAGUAAAGUCAGAUCAAUCCAUGGACUUGAAGUGGUUUUGUAAAGAGGGUAUGAUAUACAUCGACGGCUCGCAUGUUUCCUACUCUAUUACAAAUGGGGAUACCAUUGAAUUAUCUUCCAAGGCCCCAUCACUGAAGGUCUUCUUGCCCCACCAUUUGUCACUGCAGACAACCGAGCCAGAACACUAAGGUUUUCUAUAUGCCGUAGAUUUGGAAAUUUUGUACAUGCGAGCAGCGUAUGUCAAUAUAUGAGAAAUUUUGUUUAGAUGUUGGUACUCAUAAAAUAUUUUUUAUUGCAUAGAAAAGAUGCAAGAAUUUGAUUCUUGACCUCUAAACUAUUGUCUCUUUGACAUGUAAAGAAUUUUACAAGGAAAUCUCUGACGAACUGAGUGCUAUUCUUUAUGACAUGUGAUGUUGGUUGGUAGUGAUAAACCUGAUAAAUAGAAUCUAGUCUAUGUACGUUCCGUUUAUUUUCUUUACCAGCACCAUAUAAUUGACUUUUGUGGACUUGUAUAAACGAUCUUUGAGAUCACUCUUUUUCUUCA
Messenger RNA from Humulus lupulus (European hop), 1381 nucleotides. Its product is annotated as NADH kinase. Gene Ontology annotation, molecular function: NAD+ kinase activity. Bases 60 to 1025 code for a protein of 321 amino acids. Gene Ontology annotation, biological process: NAD+ metabolic process; NADP+ biosynthetic process. The record is from RefSeq and is a predicted model, not a curated record. The transcript is spliced from 5 exons. NCBI's taxonomy places the organism in Eukaryota, Viridiplantae, Streptophyta, Magnoliopsida, Rosales, Cannabaceae.